AUGAGGAGGAGGCUGCGCCUUGGCCGGGACGCGUGGCUCACGCUGCUGCUCAGCGCCGCCCUCGGCCUCCUGCUUUACGCGCAGCGCGACGGGGCAGCCCCCACGACCAGAGCACCACCAGCGCGAGGCCAGCCCCCGCGGCCCACUUCUGGUCUCCGAGCACGCGGGCUCCCCAACACCGCCCGUGCGGCCCCGCCGGCCUACGAGGACGACACCCCGGUGCCCCCGACACCUACGGGCCCCUUUGACUUCGGCAGGUAUCUGCGCGCCAAGGAUCAACGGCGCUUCCCGCUACUCAUUAACCAGCCGCGCAAAUGCCGCAGAGACGGCGGAUCUGGAGGCCCGCCGGACCUGCUCAUCGCGGUCAAGUCUGUGGCCGCCGACUUCGAGCGGCGGGAAGCCGUACGUCAGACUUGGGGUGCCGAGGGUCGUGUGCAGGGGGCACUCGUGCGCCGAGUGUUCUUGCUGGGCGUGCCCAGGGGCACCGGCUCGGGCAGGGCGGGCACGCAGACGCACUGGCGCGCCCUGCUGGAAGCUGAGAGCCGUGCUUAUGCAGACAUUCUGCUCUGGGCUUUCGAAGACACCUUCUUCAAUCUAACGCUCAAGGAGAUUCACUUUUUAGCUUGGGCCUCAGCUUUCUGUCCAGAUGUACGCUUUGUUUUUAAGGGCGAUGCUGAUGUGUUCGUGCACGUGAGGAACCUGCUGCAGUUCCUGGAGCCGCGGGAUCCGGCACAGGACCUUCUUGCCGGUGAUGUGAUUGUGCAGGCAAGGCCAAUCCGCAAGAGAGUCAGCAAGUAUUUCAUUCCCGAGGUUGUGUAUGGACUGCCGGCUUACCCGGCCUAUGCGGGGGGCGGCGGCUUUGUUCUUUCCGGAGCCACGCUCCGCCGCCUAGCAGAGGCCUGCUCACAGGUUGAGCUCUUUCCCAUCGACGAUGUCUUUCUGGGCAUGUGUUUGCAGCGCCUGCGGCUCACACCUGAGCCUCAUCCAGCGUUUCGCACCUUUGGCAUCGCCCAGCCUUCAGCUGCCCCGCAUCUCCGAACCUUUGACCCCUGUUUCUACCGAGAACUGGUGGUAGUGCAUGGGCUAUCUGCAGCUGACAUCUGGCUUAUGUGGCGCUUGCUGCAUGGGCCUCAGGGACCAGUCUGCGCACAUCCACAGCCUGUAGCAACAGGUUCGUUCCAAUGGAACUCUUAAUUACCUAUCGCAGUAUCAAGCCUUUCACUCAGCUCCA
Molecule: messenger RNA, 1231 nt
Organism: Peromyscus maniculatus bairdii (prairie deer mouse)
Lineage: Eukaryota; Metazoa; Chordata; Mammalia; Rodentia; Cricetidae
Source: RefSeq, a predicted model, not a curated record